UACGGCACACUGUCACUUAAAACAACUAGCAUGGCUUCUUCAUUGAUAUGCGGCGAAACACAGAGCAGGGUGAGUUCAGUCCUUAACAGAGAUGUGAAGCAGUUUGGAAAGAAGUACAUGUUUGACAGCAGUGAGGAGACAUGUUGGAACUCAGACCAGGGUGAAUGUCAGUGGGUGAGUCUGGAGUUCCCCCAGUCUGUCAGGGUGUCAGAGUUAAAGGUCCAGUUUCAAGGAGGCUUUUCUGCCAAAACGUGCAGAAUAGAAGGCUGCCCAAAAGGUGGAGACUUCGCAGAGAUUUGCCUUUUUUACCCAGAGGACAACAACUCUUUGCAGAGCUUUCUCAUACAGGAGGCCUCUGCAGUGGACAAAGUAAAAAUAAUGUUUGAGAAUAGUGCCGACUUUUUUGGGAGGAUUAUUGUUUAUUCUUUAGACGUCCUGGGGGAAAAAGCAUCAUGAGAGAGAGGAAGUUACCCUGAGCACAGUGCAGCGCAUGGGAUGUUGUGGUACCACACGUCUGUUUUGCCACCUCAGGAACUGAUGUGAAUGCAGCCUUUUUUGGUAUGGACGUUCUUGGACAUCUGUCCCACCAUCUCACCACAAACACAAACUUCAGAUUUAAUACUGAAUGAGAGGCUGGGUUGGGUUUAAUUGUAGGUUUAAUAAAUUUCUUGGGAUCAUAAGAGCACUUGAAACAAUACUCCACACACUCUCAAUAUAUUCCUUGUGCCUUGAAGAUAAAGCGCCAUUCCAUUGAAAUAUCCAUAUAAAAACCUUGUAUGACAAAUUUUACUCACAACUCCCGUAUUUUAGAGCAUGUCUGUACCACAUUUGUUUUUGUACAUUGAUAUGCAUACAAACUAAUGCAUACAAAUGAAAUAAAUGCAGUUUACUCAG
Molecule: messenger RNA, 894 nt
Organism: Sphaeramia orbicularis (orbiculate cardinalfish)
Lineage: Eukaryota; Metazoa; Chordata; Actinopteri; Kurtiformes; Apogonidae
Gene: nr2c2ap
Product: nuclear receptor 2C2-associated protein
Exons: 5
Coding region: 31-456 (141 amino acids)
Source: RefSeq, a predicted model, not a curated record